Oryzias latipes (Japanese medaka) is the source of this 2234-nucleotide messenger RNA. RefSeq names its product DEAD (Asp-Glu-Ala-Asp) box polypeptide 41 (gene ddx41). Gene Ontology annotation, molecular function: nucleic acid binding; zinc ion binding; RNA helicase activity. Gene Ontology annotation, biological process: mRNA splicing, via spliceosome. The record is from RefSeq and is a predicted model, not a curated record. Lineage: Eukaryota; Metazoa; Chordata; Actinopteri; Beloniformes; Adrianichthyidae.
CUUCUGAGACACCGUUCGGCGUCGGCGUUCAUGGUGGCUGAACGGUCGCAUUAAAAAGAUUCUCGAACUUGAUUCAAAAUUAUUUUAUAUUCAGUGAUUUGUUUAUCGUAAUAAAACAUAUUUGGAAAGCAGAUACAAUGGACACAGAAAAUCUUCCAAAAAAGCGAUCCCAUGGAGAGGAGGAAAAUUCUGGUUCAGAAGGAUCAGAGGAUGAUGAUUAUGUUCCGUACGUUCCGGUCAAAAUCAGAAAACAACAAAUGCUGCAGAAAAUGUUGCGUCUGCGGGGAAAAGCGGUGGACGAGGAGCAGAAGGACAGCGGGGAGGAGCAGAGAGAUGAGGAUGAGGGUCUCGGUCCACGCUCCAACGUUAGUCUGCUUGACCAGCAUCAGCAUUUAAAGGAAAAAGCUGAAGCUCGUAAGGAGUCGGCCAAAGAGAAGCAGCUGAAGGAGGAGGAGAAGAUUCUUGAAAGCGUUGCUGAGGGCCGAGCUUUGAUGUCUGUCAAGGAAAUGGCUAAAGGUAUCAUAUACGAUGAUCCUAUAAAAACAAGUUGGAAGGCACCGCGUUACAUCCUGAAUAUGCCUGAAACCAGACACGAACGUGUCAGGAAAAAAUUCCACAUCCUGGUUGAUGGAGAUGGCAUCCCUGCUCCAAUCAAAAGUUUCAGAGAGAUGAAGUUCCCACCAGCAAUUCUAAAAGGCUUAAAAAAGAAGGGAAUUGUACACCCAACACCCAUUCAAAUUCAAGGAAUCCCCACAGUUCUGUCAGGUCGAGACAUGAUUGGAAUUGCCUUCACUGGAUCCGGAAAGACUCUGGUGUUCACGCUGCCGAUCAUCAUGUUUGCUCUGGAGCAAGAAAAGAGGCUGCCUUUCUUUAAAAGAGAGGGACCAUACGGACUCAUCAUCUGUCCUUCACGAGAGUUGGCAAGGCAGACUCACAGCAUCAUCGAGUAUUACUGCAAGCUGCUGGAGGAGGAAGGAGCCCCCCAGCUCCGCACUGCCCUUUGCAUCGGGGGAAUGUCUGUCAAGGAGCAGAUGGAGGUUGUUAAACAUGGCGUUCACAUGAUGGUUGCCACCCCGGGAAGACUGAUGGAUCUGUUGCAGAAGAAGAUGGUCAGUCUGGACAUUUGUCGUUACCUGGCUCUGGAUGAAGCUGACAGGAUGAUUGACAUGGGCUUUGAGGAAGACAUCAGGACCAUCUUUUCCUAUUUCAAGGGACAGAGGCAAACCCUUCUAUUUAGUGCCACUAUGCCCAAAAAGAUCCAGAACUUUGCCAAGAGCGCUCUGGUCAAACCGGUCACCAUUAAUGUGGGGAGAGCCGGAGCAGCCAGCUUGGACGUCAUUCAAGAAGUGGAGUAUGUCAAAGAAGAAGCCAAGAUGGUUUACCUUCUGGAGUGUCUCCAGAAAACUCCGCCUCCUGUUCUCAUCUUUGCUGAGAAGAAGGCGGACGUGGAUGCCAUCCACGAGUAUCUGCUGCUGAAAGGAGUGGAGGCAGUGGCCAUACACGGAGGAAAAGACCAAGAAGAAAGAACUAAAGCCAUAGAAGCAUUUAAAGAAGGGAAGAAAGAUGUCUUGGUUGCUACAGAUGUCGCCUCCAAAGGUCUGGAUUUCCCAGCUAUUCAACAUGUCGUGAACUAUGACAUGCCUGAAGAGAUAGAAAACUAUGUCCACAGGAUUGGAAGAACCGGGCGAUCGGGAAAGACCGGUAUUGCCACGACCUUCAUCAAUAAAGCCUGCGACGAGUCAGUGCUGAUGGACCUGAAAGCUCUGCUAAUUGAAGCCAAGCAGAAGGUUCCUCCAGUCCUCCAGGUUCUCCAGACGGGAGAUGAAACCAUGCUGGACAUUGGAGGGGAGAGAGGCUGCACAUUUUGCGGUGGCCUCGGCCAUCGGAUCACAGACUGUCCAAAGCUGGAGGCCAUGCAGACCAAGCAGGUCACCAACAUCGGACGGAAAGACUACCUGGCUCAUAGCUCAAUGGAUUUUUAAUGGCUCUUUUUUUAAGAACAUGUCCUAUCAGUGUCCAGCAGAUGUGAGAAACUUUUGUUAGAACUGUACAGUAGGUGUUGUGUCACUAAAAGAAGGAAGUGUAUUUAAUUACCACCUAAUAUCAUGUAAGGUGAAAAUGUUUGUUUCUAUUUUUUUUCUUAAAAUGGACUUUUAUUUUGUAAAUGCCUUUUUUUACAAGAACAAAAACCUUUUGAGCUUUUAAGUUGUAAAUAAAACUUCUAUUCUUGUUGA